Molecule: messenger RNA, 1769 nt
Organism: Halichondria panicea
Lineage: Eukaryota; Metazoa; Porifera; Demospongiae; Suberitida; Halichondriidae
Exons: 3
Coding region: 94-1665 (523 amino acids)
Biological process (GO): regulation of apoptotic process
Molecular function (GO): protein binding
Source: RefSeq, a predicted model, not a curated record
GGGCUGUCUGAUCUAGAGAUCAGAAAGUCACCUAACACCCAUAGAUACUAUAAUAGCAUAGAUAAUAGUAUCUAUGAACCAGUUACAAGUCAAAUGGCUAGCUCUAUAAGUUCUAUACAGUACCCUGAUAUCAAGGAAAAGAGGUAUUACAAGAAACUUAUCACUGAUCUAGCAAGAGAACUAACUGAAACAGAGAUCAAAGAAGUAGCCUACCACUACAGUAUAAAAACUAACGAGUAUAAAGAUGCCUUAGACUUAUUCACAUUGCUUGAGAAACGGGAAGUGAUUGGAAACUAUAAGAUAUCCGAGUUAGCUCAAAUUUUUGAGAAUGUUCAACGCAAGGAUCUGGUCACAAAGCUUUGGGAAACAGCUACCAAAAUGGAAGGAAGAGUGUCUCAGUCAUUGAAAUUGCCUCAACCAGAGAGAUUGGAUAUGGGGAUAGAAAAAAGGUCGCACACUGUGUCGGGGAUACCUAUAAGUAACAUACAAGUCCCACAUCAAGAAACACAAGACUUUAGAAGUCCUACUUUCACAGUGGGGGACACCCAAAAAGAAUUAGGAGAACUUGAAAAAGAGUCAUCACAACUAUCAAUAGCUAAUAGCCAAGAAUUGCCUAGUAACGAAACUCGUGAUCAAUCACAGUAUUGUGAUGACAGAUUUGAAGCAUCAUUUCCUAGAAGUGGGAACCGCUCCCGGCAUAUUUCUGAGCAUAUCGAUCCUGGUACUGCAUGUAACUAUCAGGGCAGUCAAUCUGGAACCCGUAGCCCUAGUCUGCACAAUACAACAGGUGCCAGUGGUUAUCACUCAAUCUCUGACUUGAGUACAGCUAGCACACACAACAACAUUCCUCCAACAGAAGGUGAAAGGCAGUUUGUUUUGCUCCACAAAGUCCUUGAAUUACUUGAGAAAAAAUCACCAACCUCACCCAAGGAUGUCGUUAAUGAUGGGGACCCAAAUCCAGAGCAUGAUGAAUCAGAAACAGAGGACAGACUGUCUCAGCCGACAGAGGUAGCCCCAAACCUUAAACUCAAAAUGGCGAUUAAAAAAAAAUCUGAUUCUGACGGAACAUUGGAAUCAAGCCACGAGUCGUGUCGAGAAACACCGCGGAGUAAGACUAUCCAGAGAGCAACAGCAGUAUCACCUACCUCACCCAAACUCGAAAGAAGGACAUCUCUGAAAGUCUCCAAUCUGCUUCGAAAGUCGUGGAAACGAAUAGGACGAGCAAGGGAGGGAUAUGAUAGUGUACAAUGGACAGUGAAGCGUGACCAACUCAACAAAAUGAUUUGCCGUCACCAAGAAGACCACACAAUCAGUUGCAAGAAAAAAAUCGAAGUAGACGUCGGCAAUGGAAGUACUUUCAACCCCAAACUAACUCUCAUGUUACGCCCGUAUGGUUUGGAAGAGGAUACUCAGAGGUAUGCUACGUUGGAGAUUCAUAUUGAUGUCCCAAAGAAAGCUCCAAAAUUGAGAGAAUUAACGAGCGUGAAGCUUGUACUAACUAUUUCAAAGAUACAAAGUGAGGAUAAGACUAUCACAAUGACAGAAAACUUGGCUCUGAGAGUAUUCUACAGAAAGAAGUUUCUUUCUCACCGAGUACUGAGAGAGUCGAAAAGCGAUGUUGUCGAGAUCACAGCCCAGGCAGAGUGUGUCACACCUAGUGACUGAUAACAAUGUAGUAUAAUUAUCCGUUCAAAUAUAACGUAGUAAGUCUGCAAUACAUUUGUACUAAAACUUGCACUUCCAAUAAACACGUUUGCUUCAUCACCAUG